ACUACCUUUUCUCUUCAGGUGGCUGUAGUUUAAAUUCUAAGGCCUCCUCAAGAAAUGACAUUUUCACAUUUCUUAGGCAUCUGUGGUGUCAGAGGAACAAACCCAUCACCGGCCUGGCGCAGAAGCGCACACGCCAGGUCUGCCACCGGGCCCCGAGCUGUGGGGAUUUUGGAUGUAACGUGUCUAGGCCGAACCUGCGCCGUGAAAGGCCGACCCUGCCGAAAGCCCGGGCGGCGGGCGCCCACAAGUCAGGGCUCGGUGCGGCGCGGCAGCCAGCUCUGCGGGCGAGCCGAGUCCGGGCUGCUGAGGGGGAGCAGCGCCGGGGGCGGCGGCGUCGGGGCGGGGGCGGGAGCCGGGCGGGAGCCGGGCGGCAGCUCCAGCGCCCGUGGGGGAGGAGCGGCAGCGGCGGCGGCUGGAGCUGCUGUGGCGACCGACGCGAGGCGGUGGCAGAGGAGACCCACCCCUGUCCACAUGGACAGUCGCAAAGGCCUCCGCUGAUGCAUUCACGCCUGGGCGGGGUGGGCGGACGGCCGUAGCGGCGGCGGCUGCAGAACGAGUUGGGGGCCUGGAAGCGCCUGACGGUCGCGGAGACCUCGCCGCUCCGGCGCGGCGGUGCGGCCAUUUUACGGCCUGGGACGAAGGGAGGCGUGUUUGUGUGCUCGCUUUCAUCCUCCUUUCUUGGGAACCCACGGCCGGGGGAAGUUUCUCAGGCAGCCUAGGUGGGCGGUGGAUGGGGAGUCGUGGGCCGAGAGGAACCGGGCCCGGGAAGCGCCGUCGUCGUCGUCGCCGCUCGCGUUCCCCCCGAGGGGCCUGAGAAGCUCGGGCCGCGGGCCUCGCUGCCCGCCAGCCCGCGGACAGGCCCGGGCGCGCCUGGCCUGCUUUUGUGUAGGCCCAUCUGAACGUGGGAGCGCCGCCCGCCUGACGGCUGAGCCCGAGGCCCGCAACCCUGCGGCGUCUACCCUCCUCCGGCGCGGCCCCUCAUCCCGGCGAGCACGGCGGCGGUGUGGGCCAUGGAUUAAGAAGGAGGCGGCGUGGGAGGAGGAAGAUGGCGGCCGGCAAGAGCGGCAGCAGCGCCGGGGAGAUUACUUUUCUGGAAGCUUUGGCUAGAUCAGAGUCUAAGAGAGAUGGAGGUUUUAAAAAUAAUUGGAGCUUUGAUCAUGAAGAAGAAAGUGAAGGAGAUACAGAUAAAGAUGGGACAAAUCUGCUCAGUGUGGAUGAAGAUGAGGAUUCUGAAACCUCAAAAGGAAAAAAGUUAAAUCGUCGAUCUGAAAUUGUUGCUAAUAGUUCUGGUGAAUUCAUCUUGAAGACAUAUGUAAGACGAAACAAGUCUGAAAGUUUUAAAACUUUGAAAGGCAACCCAAUUGGACUUAACAUGUUGAGCAACAAUAAGAAAUUGAGUGAAAAUACGCAAAAUACGUCAUUAUGUUCUGGAACUGUAGUUCAUGGUAGACGUUUUCAUCAUGCUCAUGCACAGAUACCAGUAGUAAAAACAGCAGCCCAAAGGAAAGAAUACCCACCUCAUGUCCAAAAAGUUGAAAUUAAUCCUGUAAGGUUAAGUCGGCUCCAAGGUGUUGAACGUAUAAUGAAGAAAACAGAAGAGUCCGAAUCACAAGUGGAGCCUGAAAUUAAGAGGAAAGUACAACAGAAACGGCACUGUAGUACCUAUCAGCCUACUUCUCCUCUAUCUCCUGCUUCAAAAAAAUGUUUAACCCAUUUGGAGGAUUUGCAAAGAAAUUGCAGACAAGCUAUUACUUUGAAUGAGUCUGCUGGACCAUUAUUAAGAACGUCAAUUCAUCAGAAUUCUGGAGGACAGAAGUCACAAAACACAGGAUUAACAACCAAGAAGUUUUAUGGCAACAGUAUGGAAAAGAUUCCAAUUGAUAUUAUUGUGAAUUGUGAUGAGAGUAAACACACUUAUUUACAGACUAAUGGAAAAGUCAUUUUACCUGGGGCAAAAAUACCCAAAAUCACAAACUUGAAAGAAAGGAAAACAAGUUUGUCAGACCUAAAUGAUCCAAUCAUUUUGUCCAGUGAUGAUGAUGAUGACAACGACAGAACUAACAGAAGAGAGAGCAUAUCUCCUCAGCCUGCUGAUUCAGCUUGUUCUUCCCCUGCACCAUCCACUGGAAAAGUAGAAGCAGCACUAAAUGAAAAUACUUGCAGAGUAGAGCGUGAACUACGAAGCAUUCCGGAAGACUCAGAGUUAAGUACAGUUACAUUGCCAAGAAAGGCAAGAAUGAAAGACCAGUUUGGCAAUUCUAUUAUCAACACACCUCUAAAACGUCGUAAAGUGUCUUCUCCAGAAACUCCAGAUCCUUUAGCUUUAAGCUGCCAAAGUUCCUUUGACAGUGUCAUUUUAAACUGUCGAAGUAUACGAGUAGGAACACUCUUCCGGCUGUUAAUAGAGCCUGUAAUUUUUUGUUUAGAUUUUAUCAAGAUACAGCUAGACGAACGAGACCGUGAUCCUGUAGAGAUUAUUUUAAAUACCUCUGAUCUAACUAAAUGUGAAUGGUGUAAUGUCCGAAAAUUACCCGUAGUGUUUCUUCAGGCAAUUCCAGCAGUUUAUCAAAAGCUGAGCAUGCAACUGCAAAUGAAUAAGGAGGAUAAAGUUUGGAAUGAUUGUAAAGGAAUAAAUAAAUUAACAAAUUUGGAAGAACAAUAUAUAAUUUUAAUUUUUCAAAAUGGCCUUGAUCCUCAGGCAAAUAUGGUAUUUGAAAGUAUCAUUAAUGAAAUUGGUAUAAAGAAUAACAUUUCCAGUUUUUUUGCGAAAAUUCCCUUUGAAGAAGCUAAUGGCAGACUUGUUGCCUGUACACGAACCUAUGAAGAGAACAUCAAAGGAAGUUGUGGGCAAAAGGAAAACAAAAUUAAAACUGUAUCAUUUGAAUCUAAAAUACAGCUUAGAAGCAAACAAGAAUUUCAGUUUUUUGAUGAAGAAGAAGAAACUGGAGAAAACCACACCAUCUUCAUUGGCCCAGUAGAAAAGUUGAUAGUAUAUCCACCACCUCCAGCUAAGGGAGGCAUCUCCGUUACUAAUGAGGACCUACACUGUCUAAAUGAAGGAGAAUUUUUAAAUGAUGUUAUUAUAGACUUUUAUUUGAAAUAUUUGGUGCUUGAAAAACUGAAGAAGGAAGACGCUGACCGAAUUCAUAUAUUCAGUUCUUUUUUCUAUAAACGCCUUAAUCAGAGAGAGAGGAGAAAUCAUGAAACAACUAAUCUGUCAAUACAGCAAAAGCGACAUGGGAGAGUAAAAACAUGGACCCGGCAUGUAGAUAUUUUUGAGAAGGAUUUUAUUUUUGUACCCCUUAAUGAAGCUGCACACUGGUUUUUGGCUGUUGUUUGUUUCCCCGGUUUGGAAAAACCAAAGUAUGAACCUAAUCCUCAUUACCAUGAAAAUGCUGUCAUACAGAAAUGUUCAACUGUAGAGGACAGUUGUAUUUCUUCUUCAGCCAGUGAAAUGGACAGUUGUUCACAAAACUCUUCUGCCAAGCCUGUAAUUAAGAAGAUGCUAAACAAAAAACAUUGCAUAGCUGUAACUGAUUCCAAUCCUGGGCAGGAAGAAAGUGACCCUCGUUACAAGAGAAACAUAUGCAGUGUAAAAUAUAGUGUGAAAAAAAUAAAUCAUACUGCGAGUGAAAAUGAAGAAUUGAAUAAAGGAGAAUCUACAUCCCAGAAAGUUGCUGAUAGGACUAAAAGUGAGAAUGGUCUACAGAAUGAAGGUUUCAGUUCCACGCAUCAUACAGAUGGCUUAAGCAAUAUCAGACUAAACUAUAGCGAUGAAUCACCUGAAGGUGGUAAAAUGCUUGAAGAUGAACUCAUUGACUUCUCAGAAGAUCAGGAUAACCAGGAUGAUAGCAGUGAUGAUGGAUUCCUUGCUGAUGACAGCUGCAAUUCAGAAAUAGGACAGUGGCAUUUAAAGCCUACUAUCUGUAAACAACCUUGUAUCUUACUUAUGGACUCACUCCGAGGCCCUUCUCGGUCAAAUGUUGUCAAAAUUUUAAGAGAGUAUUUAGAAGUGGAAUGGGAAGUUAAAAAAGGAAGCAAAAGAAGUUUUUCCAAAGAUGUUAUGAAGGGCUCUAAUCCAAAAGUACCACAGCAAAACAACUUCAGUGACUGUGGUGUAUAUGUAUUGCAGUAUGUAGAGAGCUUUUUUGAGAAUCCAAUUCUCAAUUUUGAACUACCUAUGAAUUUGGCAAACUGGUUUCCUCCACCAAGAAUGAGAACAAAAAGAGAAGAAAUCCGAAACAUAAUUCUGAAGCUACAGGAAGAUCAGAGCAAAGAGAAAAGAAAGCAUAAGGACACUUACUCAACAGAAGCACCUUUAGGCGAAGGAAUAGAACAAUAUGUCAAUAGUAUCUCAGAUUGACCAUUUCUGUUACUUGUCAGUUCUACCUUCAAAAACUAAAAAUGACUUUCAAAUUUGGGUGUAGACAGUAAAGAACUGAAGUGCUCACUACUCAGUGAUUUGGAAAUUUUGAUGCUUGUAUAAAUGUCACAUAAUUAAUUUCCAAAGGCGUAUGUAUUAAGUAAAAGUCUGUAAAUAUGUUAAUGAGGCCAAUUUUUCCAACAUUUAUAAUUAUUUUUUUCACUUGUUAGGAAGCUUUUGUUAUGUAUUUUCUGUUAAUAGUACCUAAAAUUGCAACUUCUAAACACAAAUAAAAAGAAAAUAUUUAUAGGAGGAAAUGAUUAAUUUGAUAUUCUUUAGUGAACUUCUUUAAUUCCUCAGUGGGUGUGACAUAUUUCAUGGGAAUAUUCAGAUAUCUAUGGUAAUAUUUUGACCCUUUAUAUUUGUUCUAAAAUAAGUCAAAAUGUGAAAAUAAUAUUAAAUCUAAGAUAUUUUGAACUAAGCAUCUUUAUAUGCUUGUAUAACAGGAACAAAGUAACAGCUGUUCAAUUCAGACACUGCCUUGUGUUCAGUGAACCCAAGAAAUGUAAUAAAUAUUUGUAAUUUUACACAAAUAUUUAAGAGGAAAGAGUAUUAAGAGCAAUUCAAAAAAAGUAACCUUCUACUACAAAAUAACUAUUCUUGCAUAUAUUAUCAUCAAAUGCAUUUUUGAAGACAUCAAAGACUCAGGUUAAAACUAUUUUGGUAAGUGCAGCUUGAAUUUCAAAUAUCCCGUGUUUAUAUUACAGCUUGAAGUAUGCUACAAUCUGUGUCAUACAGUUAAUUGAUAAGCAUUUUUAAUCUGUGUAAACACAGGAAUUUAAAUAGGAAUUUACUAUUUUUUGGUAAACUUUUGCUAUUUUUUCAUUGCUCAUUUUGUUAUUAUUUUGAUAAAGUAUCAGACUUUUUGCUUGAGUUUUUCAGUGUAAAUUUUUUUUUACAUGUAAAAUUACUGUAUUCAAUUGCAUAAUACAGGAAAAAUCUUUGAAUUCCCCUUUAAAAGUACUAAAAUUUGAUGGUUUCCAUGACAGAUUUAUAGCACAUAUAGGGAUCUUACAUAUAUCUGCAGAAACUUCCUUAUUUUUCAAAUGAAAUGAUAUAUACUUCUUUCAAAUGAACUUUGAAACUUGAAACAUAGUCAUUUUUUGUUAAAUAUUGAGUUUUUAAAUACACAUAUCAAAAAUAGUUGAGAAUAAAAAGAAGGCCUAAUCAUCAGCAAUUACUUUAUUUUUAAUUUGGCCAUCUCUGACAUUGCAAUCAAUAUCUUAGGGUAUUUUCUUAAAUUUAAUAAAGUCCCAUGGGUGUCUUCAGGGUGAAUGGGAAUGUUAACAACCAAAAAAUAUCUAUUGAGACACAAUAGAGUCUCAAUAAGAGAAAUAUUAAAAUGAAAGAAAGGUCACCAUUAGUGAUUAUCAAUUGUAGUUUGUUACUUUGAACUAUAUUUCUGAUUAUCUCUUUAUAGUAGUAACUUAGAGCUAUUAGCUCAGAUAUCUUAAUUAGCUCAGAUAGGAAAAACAAGUUUAAUUUUGUUAUUUUCUGAACAUGGCAAAAUGCUUUUCAAUUUCUAAUAAAACUGGGAUAAAAAAUUGAAGUUUUUUAAAAAAACGUAAUAGCAAUAAGCAAAAUUGGCACACAUAAUUUUUUUAAUGCACUAUAUUUUGUCAGAAUCUGAAGGUACUGAAAAACUAUUCUAAAAUGCCUACUUUCGUGUUAAUUUGUAAUGGUUACAUUUUGCACCCUUAGAUAAUGUUUGAUAAGAUAAAAAUAUAAUUUAUCCCUUGUACCAACUCAAGUCAAUCACAUUUUAACAUGAAAAAUACAGAUUAAUGUAUGUCAGCUUUCUAGAGGUAGAAUACUCAGCUAUUUGAUGGUAUUUUUCCCACCCCAUGUGAAAUUUUAUUUUUGGAAGUUAUGCUAGUGACAUUGCAAUAUAUUGAAAUCUUUGGAGGCUGCCAGAUUGAGCUUCAAAAUUAGACUUGAGAAUCUUUGGUGUAUAUGCACAUUCACUUGAUAAUUGUGUACUCUAUUUAAAGUGGGAUCAGCCUUUUAAAAUGUGUUAUGUUAUGAGUACUUAGAAGUUGUGAAACAACUUAUAGAGGUUUGUUACUUGACACUGAAACUGCAUGACGAGUAUCUGGUGUCUUAACUAAUUAGAUAGAUCUGUUGUAUUGGUUUUCUUGUUGGAUAGAAUAACAGUUAAUCAUUUUUAGAAGAGUUUUAGAUUACUUGCCAUAAAAUUUGUAUGUGUCUCAGCUCUUGUUAGUUUAGGAGCAGAGGUGGUGUUUAGUCUCUUCCCUUUAAUGUUGCUGUACUACUUUCAGACAGCUGAAAACUUAAUGGUGUUAUUUCAAGUUCACAUAACCCUAAAACAGCUUUUCUUUGUGUAGUAACUUGUGCUUAAACUUUUAGUCAAUUAAAUGUAGGAGGUUUUAUUUGAAAGCAUAAAUGAUUCUCUAAAUUACAUCUUGUUUUAAGCUACCAAAAUGAAUUCAAUAAUUUUUAUUUAAAAAAAAAAAGAUCUCUGAAAACUGUAAGACAAUGUAAAAAGAAUAAGUUUUAAUUCCCCCAAAAUCAAUAAUUGUACUUAAAAUCUCAGACAAUUCACUGAACAGGAAUAAUAAAGAACAUAUUUUAAUAUA
Molecule: messenger RNA, 7020 nt
Organism: Macaca mulatta (Rhesus monkey)
Lineage: Eukaryota; Metazoa; Chordata; Mammalia; Primates; Cercopithecidae
Gene: SENP6
Product: SUMO specific peptidase 6
Biological process (GO): proteolysis; regulation of kinetochore assembly; protein desumoylation
Cellular component (GO): cytoplasm; nucleus
Molecular function (GO): SUMO-specific endopeptidase activity
Source: RefSeq, a predicted model, not a curated record